AUGAAUGGGAAACGCUCUGUGCAAAGAUGUCCAGGUCAAGCAACACAAGGAUUUCAAGAGAACUCAACUGUUCAAGAUAAUAGUUCCAAUGAGACAACAGGAUCAGGAGGGACCCAGUCAAAUAGCUGGUACCUGCGUAAUUCUACAAGAGGUUGCCCCAGGAUGUCUACUACCUCAUCUAGCCAGAUGACUUCAAUCUGUGAAGAGGGAGAAGAAAAUGGGAGAGAUUUGUCAAACAGAGGGCAAAUAAUAUUUACCAGAGAAGUCAUUGGAAGGGAGGCCAGCUCUAGCACCUUCUCAUCUAAUUCUUCGGCUGCAUCUGAACAGAGUGUGCUGAAAACCAUAUGCGGUAUUCCCAGCCUUAUGGCAUUUACUAUUAUCUGCCUCUUUCAAAACCUUUUACAACCCUGCGUCUUUGUAAGAGAGCGGAUCACUAUGGCAAACUGUAUGAAAGGUUUGAAACGCCUGAUCAUAGCUGUCCUGAUCAUUUGUGGUACCAUUUACUGCUUUUAUCAAUACCUGAAAAUAUCAGAUGGCCUAUCAUCAAAGGAACUUACAGAACGGUAUGAAAGUGAGCUGAAAGCACUCUGGAAAUCACAAAAUUUUCUUGAAGAACAAAUCCGUGAAAUUCAGAGCCUUAAAAAAGAGACAGAUCGUCUGCGUUCUGAGAUCAGCAGUAUCAACGAAGGCAUCCUAUGGUCUGUAAAGCAAAUCCUUGAGGAAAGUGACAUCCCAGGAGAGAACACAGAUCAAGUGCUUGACAUGAUCAAUUUGACUUUUAAGAAGAUUUAUGAAGAUCACGUACAAAUGGCUGACUGGGCUCAAAAAACAGUAGGAGCCACCAUCGAUAAAGACAGGACAUCUAAGAGUUAUGUGUCUGAGUAUCUGGAAAACUGCUGGUCUUUUUUAUCCAUCUCUUCAGCCAACCCCCCUGAUACUAUUCUACAGCCAGAUGUACACCCUGGAAACUGCUGGGCAUUCCAAGGAUCUGAGGGCCAAGCAGUAAUUAGACUGCCUGAAAAAAUCCAACCCACAGCAGUUACAGUUCAGCACAUCACCAAAGCAAUCUCUCCUGUGGGAGAAGUCUCAAGUGCCUUAAAGGACUUCUUGGUUUAUGGGCUAAAUGAUGAAACAAACGAGGAGAUUCUAUUGGGAACAUUCAUGUAUGAUAUUGAGAAAGAAGCUAUUCAGACAUUCCAACUGAAGAAUGAACAAGAAAAGAACUACCAGUAUAUCAAAUUCAAGGUGCAGAGUAACUGGGGAAAUCCAAAGUUCACCUGCAUUUAUCGAGUCAGGGUGCAUGGAAAGAGGGUCAAUGUGAACCUUUUGGCAGGGGGUGAAAUCUUGCAAGAUGAAUAA
Python bivittatus (Burmese python) is the source of this 1359-nucleotide messenger RNA. The record is from RefSeq and is a predicted model, not a curated record. NCBI's taxonomy places the organism in Eukaryota, Metazoa, Chordata, Lepidosauria, Squamata, Pythonidae.